CAGUCUCAGUCGUCGGCCGGCGGUACUUACUCGUACUUUCAAUUGGAAUUGCCCCGCCCCACUGGCCCAUUACGCAGUUCCCGAUAUAAAAGCGUCAACGCGUCUUGGCCGGCGUUUCUUUUACCACAACAAUGCCGAGAAGUGCGCUCAUCGUUCCCAGUUUUAUUUGUCUUUGGCUCGCCCUGGCCCUGGCCUUGGCCCAGGGCGCCACUUUGGAGGCGGGAAAGAAGGUGGAAACGGUGACGGAAUCACUAGCCACAAGAAAGGUGCUUCUUCGUGGACGGCCUCCAGUGCCGCCCUCGCCGAGAUGGGGCGCCAACAUGCAAAUGCUGCGCCGGCAUAACAGUCCCGCCUUCAACUUUUGGACAGAGGAGAGCGAUACGAAUAUCUGGGAGCACUGCGGACUCUUCGAAGGCGACAUCAUGCUGCAUCGGGAACUUUUAAGGAAUGGAUUGCUCAACGAACGUCUCACUUGGCCAGAAGCCUCCGUGCCCUUCUACAUAGACCCUCAGGAUUUCACCACCAACCAGACCAUGGUGAUACUGAAGGCCUUCAAGGAGUACCAUGACCGCACUUGCAUCCGCUUCCGGCCGUACGAGCAAGGCGACAAGCACUGGCUUCUCAUCAAGGGCAACUACUCCGGCUGCUGGUCCAGCGUUGGCAGGCGUUCUGGUGGCCAAGUGCUUAACUUAAACACGCCCAAGUGCGUAACCCACGGGGUGGUAGUUCACGAACUUCUACAUGCUCUUGGCUUUUAUCAUCAACAAAGCGCCACGGAGCGAGAUGAGUAUGUGAAGAUCAACUGGGAGAACAUCCUUGAUGGGCAUGCACAUAACUUUAACAAGUACGCCCGUACCCAUAUCACCAACUUCGGCGUGGAGUAUGACUACCAGAGCGUCAUGCACUAUAGCUCCCGGGCGUUUAGCAAGAACGGCAAGGCAACCAUAGAGCCACUGGAUCCGUACGCCUCGCUAGGCCAGAGACGCGGCCUCUCCGACAAGGAUGUGUCCAAGUUAAACGAGAUGUAUGAACAGGACUGCAGCGAGGAUUACCUACUCAAUUUCGAUCGCUUUGGGAACUACAUCGACGAGCUGCUCGACUACUUUCAGGGCAACAUUCAGGAUCUGCUCGGAUAGAGACGCCUGAGCCCAAUAAAAGAAAGUGCCGGCUAGGUGACGAAAAAA
Messenger RNA from Drosophila eugracilis, 1184 nucleotides. RefSeq names its product zinc metalloproteinase nas-14. Bases 132 to 1136 code for a protein of 334 amino acids. The transcript has 4 exons. Gene Ontology annotation, biological process: proteolysis. Gene Ontology annotation, molecular function: metalloendopeptidase activity; zinc ion binding. NCBI's taxonomy places the organism in Eukaryota, Metazoa, Arthropoda, Insecta, Diptera, Drosophilidae. The record is from RefSeq and is a predicted model, not a curated record.